AUGUCCUCUUCAGCAGGACGUAGGACGAAGCCGGCUCAUGUCCUUGACUUUNUUCACGACAAAAACAAUGACUCUGCGUUGACAGUUCUCGCCAAUGGAGUACGAUUUCAUGCCUUUGUCGAUUUCAAGAGGAUGAAGAAUGCCGCAGAGGCAAACGACAGGGAUGUGGAGGAAUACUCGAAUCUGGUCAAGAUGGGCGUCAGGAGUCCUACUGGAGACAGCGGCGUUGUGCUCGAAGACAAUGACAAAGCCGAGAACGACUCGGAAGAAAAACUUCAGGCCUGGAUACUCUCGCACCUGGAAGCCGAAAUCAACGAGUAUGCUCCAUCAAGGGGUGAGAUGCAAACGACCAACGUACACGAUUGGUACCACCCCUUAACACACUUCUACGCCCUACAAUACAAAGAUGGCAAGAUCAUACCAAAAGAGUUGGAAGAAACACCUGCCCUUCGAUUUAAGAUGAAUAACCUCCUGCCAACCGUCACACUACCAAAAUACAUCUUGAACCUCGACAUUCCCCGAUUCCAAGCGUCAGACUUGGAAAUCGUCGAGAAUGUCGGUCCCUUACCUACCCUAGUCCGCCACAAGGAUAAUCUUUACUUCCUCAAGGUCGUUGACCUGACUCAACCUGGACCAACGAAACGCGAGCUCAAGAUCAUGAAAGACAUCGAGAAGCUGGAAUUGCACAAGGAGAUACGUGUACCUCAAGUUCAAGGACUAGUGUCCUUCCCAAACUCCAAUACCGACAUCAUGGGAUUCUUGCAGACACACAUCGUAGGAGCCGAGCCACUGACUCACCUCCUCGACUCAGACGUUCCUCAGGCGAAACGCGAUCGUUGGGCGGCAGAGUCCGAAAGGAUGAUCAAGCUUCUGCACGAUCACGAUAUCGUAUGGGGUGACGCCAAAGCCGACAACUUUAUGGUAGACAAGGACGAUGACCUGUGGAUCAUCGACUUUGGCGGUAGCUACACAGAGGGAUGGAUAGAUCCCGAGCUGAACGAGACGGUGGAGGGCGAUGACAUGGGGACGAGAAAGAUUGUCAACGCAUUGCAUGAUCCAGAUGCAAACACCUUUGACCUUGACGACACCACAGCCGCUGAGGAGAACAAUGUCAAACGCAAGCACUGUGAGACAGAAGAGGAAGAGGGGCAUGCUGACAAGAAAGUAAGAGUUGAAUGA
Aureobasidium uvarum is the source of this 1179-nucleotide messenger RNA. The record is from the annotation of a GenBank genome assembly. NCBI's taxonomy places the organism in Eukaryota, Fungi, Ascomycota, Dothideomycetes, Dothideales, Saccotheciaceae.